AGUUCUAUGCACCGUGUUGACACAGCUGGUGUUGUGUCAAGGAUGUUUUCCUUGGGAUGCAUUGCUCGACGUGCUUAUUCCGUCCCAGGACCACAGUCUCUAAUGCAUAUUGACACAAAUCACAAACUGAUACGCUAUAACAUUGUGAUCUUUGGAGGUAUUGAUGGCUUUUCUCGUAAGAUUAUGUAUCUCGGUGCUGCUUCCAACAAUCUGGCAUCGACAACACUGGCAUUCUUCCAAAAAUCAAUCGAGAAGUUUGGUUUUCCUCUCAGGGUUCGUGGCGACCACGGAGGGGAAAAUGUGGAGGUUGCACGGCUGAUGUUUACUGUUCGUGGCACAGGAAGAGGCAGUUUCAUUUCAGGAAAGAGUGUGCACAAUCAAAGAAUAGAGCGACUGUGGAGAGACCUCUGGGUGGCCGUUACAUGCAUUUACUACGAUGUUCUUCACAACCUUGAGGAAGAGGGCCUUCUUGACAUUUCAAAUGUUGCACACCUCUUUUGCUGCCAUUACGUCUUUCUUCCUCGACUGGAGGAUGAUUUGAAUACAUUUUGCAGUGGAUGGGACAACCAUCCACUGCGAACAGAAAACAACAUGAGUCCCAACCAGCUGUGGGAGUUGGGUCACAGAUAUCACCCUGUUCCUGUUCCAGAAAAC
Molecule: messenger RNA, 654 nt
Organism: Pundamilia nyererei
Lineage: Eukaryota; Metazoa; Chordata; Actinopteri; Cichliformes; Cichlidae
Exons: 5
Source: RefSeq, a predicted model, not a curated record